AUGAACUCUCGGGUGCCUCGCUCACGCCGCUACGAUAUAUGGUCCAUGGGCUGCAUCAUAUUCGAGUACACGAUUUGGCUUCUAUAUGGCUAUGAAGAGGGACUGAGAAGCUUCUAUGACGAGGGGAAGGAUAUUAAUGCCUAUCGAGAAACAUUGUACUUUACAGGCGAUCUCAGCACAAGGAAAGCUCAAGUGAGUGACGCGGCGCGAAAAUGGAUUAGCCACAUCUUGGAAGUCGGCCCGGAAUGCAAUCGUGCUACUCCAAGCGUGAUCAAAGAUCUCGUCACGUUGGUGAAGGAUAAGCUUCUCGUUAUUGAUCUACCAAAGGAAAACAUGAGUCAGGACGGCAUCAAGCGAUGUCGUGCCAGUGCAGAUGACUUGGAAAAGGCCUUGCAAAAGAUUAAGAGAAUGGCCAUCGAGGAUGAACAUAAUGGAGGUAAAUACCUGUCUUCGGGUAAAAGUCGCAACGAAGCUUCCGCUCCUCGUCCGGAAAGGUUCUUCGAUAACAUUUGGAACCGGAUGGAAGAUAAAACUAUCUCGCUUGGAGUUCUGAAGCGUCACGAGACAGCGAUUAUGGACAGCAUAACUAGGUCCCAGGAAAUAGCAAAGCUAUGUGACAAAUGCAGCGAACUUGACUAUCAGAGCGAGGAGCCCGUAUUGAGGGAGACUCUGGCGACUAUGAGAUCCAAGAUUCAGCGGUGUGCACUACACAGUCCUAUUUACCGUUCUAUUCCCCUAACUGCUUAUGACGACCUGGAGGUUGUGCAUAUCCGGAGAUCUGACUCCUCACUUGUCAUGGACAAAUCGAAAAUACCCUUACUCUCUCUUUCUAAAACUUCAGCAGAUAAGUCAAAGAAGAACUAUCUAUACUCUGAUGAUAUCCACUUUGGACUACCUAAGCUUUUUGAACCCAACACUGUCCCGUACUACGACCUUCUCAUGACAUGGCUUCAAGAUUGUGACUUUUAUCAUGCCGAAUGUCAUCCCAUAGACAGAUCAAGUGUUCAAGUCCCAACUCGCCUGAUUGACAUUGGUCUGGCGGAUGGUAGAAGCUCGAAGGUUUACCUUCGCGAGGCAGUGAACGCCGUAUGCCCCGAGAGAGGUGAGUUGAGAUACAUCGCACUAUCACAUCCUUGGGGCAAUGGGAAAGAGCACGACCCCUUCUGCACCACGAAAAACAACCUUAACAGUCGACUAAGUGCCGGUAUUGAUAUUAAGGAUUUCCCGAACACAUUCAGACAUGCAAUCGAGGUGACUCGAGCACUUGGUGUCUCGUACAUCUGGAUCGAUUCGUUAUGUAUAGUGCAGGGACCUGAUGGGGACUUCGACACUGAAGCCAAAGAAAUUGAGGCCGUCUUCAGCUCGGCAUAUUGCGUCAUUGCCGCAAGUUGCGCCAACGGAACAUCACGUGGCUUUUUGUGGGAAAGGCCUCAACGCGAAGUAGUGAGACUGGAUGGGUACCUUUCCCAUGAUCCAGUUUAUGUCUAUGAAGCAAUUGAUGACUUUCAGCAUGAUGUGAUUGAGGGGUCGCUGAAGAAACGUGGAUGGGUCCUGCAAGAGCGUGCUCUUGCACCAAGGACCAUAUAUUUCACAGAGAAUCAGACGUAUUGGGAGUGCGGGCAAGGCGUGCGCUGUGAUACGUUGACAAGGUUGACCAAGGAAGUUGCAAGCGAACUCUCUAUAACCUUCAAUGCUUACCUUGGCCUUGUAGCAGCCAGGCCUCAUACCUUGGGGAUCCCAGCUUUCCCAAGUUAG
Messenger RNA from Fusarium mangiferae, 1755 nucleotides. RefSeq lists its product as uncharacterized. The record is from RefSeq and is a predicted model, not a curated record. NCBI's taxonomy places the organism in Eukaryota, Fungi, Ascomycota, Sordariomycetes, Hypocreales, Nectriaceae. The transcript is spliced from 3 exons. Bases 1 to 1755 code for a protein of 584 amino acids.